Molecule: messenger RNA, 5927 nt
Organism: Dermochelys coriacea (leatherback sea turtle)
Lineage: Eukaryota; Metazoa; Chordata; Testudines; Dermochelyidae
Gene: YARS1
Product: tyrosyl-tRNA synthetase 1
Exons: 14
Coding region: 168-1754 (528 amino acids)
Biological process (GO): tyrosyl-tRNA aminoacylation
Molecular function (GO): tyrosine-tRNA ligase activity; tRNA binding; ATP binding
Source: RefSeq, a predicted model, not a curated record
CUCCUCCGCCCUGUCCCUGCGGCGGAAGCCCCGUGCGGCCGGGGCGGAGCGCGGCGUCGCGUGGAGCUGAUGCAACCCGCAGCCGGCGACUGGAGAAGGGCCGCGGGGCCGCCUCGCCGGGGGUCGAGUCACGUUUGUAAAGGCUUGACUGGUCAAAGGCUGACACGAUGGGGGAUGAGCUGACCCCGAGGGAGAAAUGCCACCUGAUCACCCGGAACCUACAGGAGGUUCUCGGGGAGGAUAAGCUGAUGGCCACCCUAAAAGAGCGCGAUCUGAAGGUGUACUGGGGGACAGCCACAACAGGAAAGCCUCACGUAGCCUACUUCGUACCUAUGUCCAAGAUUGCAGACUUCCUGAAGGCUGGAUGUGAGGUGACGAUCCUGUUCGCUGACCUCCACGCAUACCUAGACAACAUGAAGGCGCCGUGGGAGCUGCUGGAGUUGCGCACGCAAUACUACGAGACCGUGAUCAAGGCCAUGCUGGAGAGCAUCGGCGUGCCUCUCGACAAGCUGAAGUUCAUCCGGGGCACUGACUACCAGCUCAGCAAGGAAUACACAUUGGACGUCUACAGGCUCUCCUCUCUAGUCACCCAGCACGAUGCCAAGAAAGCUGGAGCAGAGGUGGUGAAGCAAGUAGAGCAUCCCUUGCUGAGUGGUCUGCUCUACCCAGGACUGCAGGCCCUGGACGAGGAGUACUUGAAGGUUGAUGCUCAGUUUGGAGGAGUGGAUCAGAGGAAGAUUUUCACCUUUGCAGAGAAGUACCUGCCCUCUUUGGGCUAUGCCAAGCGCCUCCAUUUGAUGAACCCAAUGGUUCCGGGGCUGACAGGCACCAAGAUGAGCUCUUCGGAAGAGGAAUCGAAGAUCGAUCUUCUGGAUCAGAAGGAGGACGUGAAGAAGAAACUGAAGAAGGCAUUUUGUGAGCCAGGGAACGUGGAGAACAAUGGCAUUCUGUCCUUCAUCAAGCACGUCCUCUUCCCACUCAAGUCAGAGUUUGUGAUAUUGAGAGAGACAAAAUGGGGAGGAAACAAAACCUACACGACUUAUGAAGAGCUGGAAAAGGACUUUGCAACUGAGGUUGUGCACCCGGGGGACCUGAAGAGCUCGGUGGAAGUGGCCCUGAACAAGCUGCUGGACCCCAUCAGAGAGAAGUUCAACACCCCAGAUCUGAAGAAAUUGACCAGGGCAGCGUAUCCUGAUCCAUCCAAAGCCAAGGCUUCAGUGAAAAACUCCACCAAGAAUUCAAACCCUGAGGAUGUGAUCCCGUCCCGGCUGGACAUCCGUGUUGGCAAAGUGAUCAGUGUGGAAAAGCACCCUGAUGCCGACAGCCUGUACCUGGAGAAGAUUGACGUGGGUGAGCCCGAGCCACGGACGGUGAUCAGCGGCCUGGUGCAAUUAGUGCCGAAGGAGCAGCUGCAGGACAGGAUGGUGGUGCUGCUGUGCAACCUGAAGCCCCAGAAGAUGAGGGGAGUGGAGUCCCAGGGCAUGCUGCUGUGUGCUUCCAGCGUGGGGGAUCCCCAUCAGGUGGAGCCCCUGGACCCGCCAGCAGGCUCCUGCCCAGGGGAGCGUGUCUACGUGGAAGGCUAUGACAGCGGACAGCCUGAUGAUGAGCUCAAACCCAAGAAGAGAGUCUUCGAGAAGUUGCAGGCUGACUUCCGGAUCUCUGAGGACUGUGUUGCCCAGUGGAAGCAGAAGAAUUUCAUGACCAAGCUGGGGAACGUCUCGUGUAAAACGCUGAAGGGCGGGAACAUCAGUUAACAAGUGCCAGCCCGUCCCCCUUGUCCUCUCCUCACCUGUUGCCAUCCACUGCUCCAUUUUGGGUUCUCUUCCCCCAACUUCCACCACAAUCGCUGCAGGGCCACGCUCGUCCCACGGCAGCAUGCCUCUAAGUGAGGGAGCUUUGGCCCAAAGCACCUGGGGCUCGGAGGCUGAAUGUGUGAAAUGCAGUAGAUGGUUCACACCUUGUAAUUGAACUUGGGCAGGUUUGGUGGAGAACCCGCCUCCAGAAGCAGCCUGUUUCCCUUUGAGCUGUAAUUGACCAGUUCCCACCCAGCUGAUCUCUGGAAAAAGCCAAGCAUGACUCAGGGGGACCAUGUAGCUCCUGAGCCCCCAGCGGGAGCUAGGGCUGCAGCCAGUUGUCUGUUUCCCCCAUGAGUCCUCCUAUGUGCAGCUCUUCUGAUGUGUCUGAAGCAGGGUAACGCUGUGAUUUGUAAAGCACGGGCUGUCACCUGACUUUCUGUGGGUGGAUCCAGUGGCUUUGAAGGUUGCACUGGAACUGGCUGGCAGCUGCUGCUGUUGGAAAGCUCUGGUAAUUUUAAAUGCAGGUAUUUAAAGGGAAGAAUGGUCGUUCAAACCCGUGUAGUUCGUAACAGGGGAAGAGGGACUGCAUGGCAUCCUGUGUAAUGACCGUCACCCUGCAGCUGCCUCAGCCCCACAUGUGCUUGGUGCAGGGCUUGAACUGUGAAGAUGAUGGGGCUGGGCCUGUGGAGGGCACGCAGAUGCUCACAGCUGCUCUAACAGGCAGCAGGGCUGCUCUGGUGAGCCUGUCCCUGGGCUUGCAGAACAGGGUUUUGGCGCUCAGCCCAUGGAGCUGCAGGUGGGGUCCUCUCCCUUUAGUGUUGAAUCUGAAAUCAUCCGUCAAUUGUUAAAAACCCAAUAAAGUGUGAAACUGACUGAGGUGUGGGGGGAUGGGACUGUCUUGCUGGAGCAAACAGCUGGAUCUUAGAAUGCGUGGGCAGGAUUAACUGCGUUGAGCCUCCUGCCAGCCUCACUCCUGAGUGUAAAGUUGGGUGAAGGUGCCAGCCUGGGAACUCUGAGUCCUCUCCCCAGAAAGGGCUGGCGCAGGCAGGGGCCUGCCUCUAGGGGCAGGAGGGGAAUUCUAGCCACUUCUUUCCUUCUGCUGAGCCAUAGCUCAGCUGCAGAGCAGAGGGUGCCAGCUGUGCUGGUGUCAUAGUGCUGUGGACACCUGUCCUCCUGCACUCGCUGACUCCACACAGGCUCCUCUCAGCUGGUCCUACCUUUCAGGCCUAGAGACUGUUACUGAGUGGAUUUGUUUGCCUGGGGAGAUGCUAGAGCCUUUGUCAGCAGCAGAGGCUACUCCUGCUCCUUCUUUCACAUGGCAAGGGGACCUGUGAAAGCAACAGCAUGAUUGCAGUUGGAUCUUACGGUCUCUUAUCCUGUGCAGAGCAGAAGGGGUAGCCAUGUGAAUGGCUGAAACACCUCCAGGAUGAGCAUGGAUUGGGCAAUUGUCCAUCUGUGAAUGGGUUUCAGCGAUGAGGGGGUUAACCCCUUGGACAACUGGGAGGGGCAAUGCAAGGCAGUUGUCUCCUGCCAGUUGGUCGAUCCCUGCUUCAGGUGAGGUUUUACACUGCCACCCUCUGGGGGGUAGCUGGGCACCUGCUGUGCAAAAGCAACAGCUGAGGCCCUAGUGGACUCCAGCAAGGUUCUGGAACGUCUCCCUCGUUAGGGUGAAAAACUAAACAGCUUGUGUGUCUGUCUGGGUGACUCAUCUGUUCCAGGCUUUUGGGGAGGAGGGGUGAGUUGUGCAAAGAGGGGUCUCCCCGUUGUCACUCCAGCCACCCUAGAGGAGGGAAACCCCCAGCUGUUAGCCAAGAAGCAAAGGAGACAGCCAAUUUCAAUCAUCUUUAACCAAAGAGACAGAGCUUGUAACUGUUACUCUGCAGCUUCUCAAGGCAGAUGGUUUUUACAAUCAAGGAAAUCAAAGCAUGACCCCAUGUUUAAAGAAACAGAAAUCAAGGUGCCUGCCUCUAGAGACCAGGGAUGAAUGUAAAACUCAGGCUUUUGGUCUCAUUUAAUGCUGCAUCCAGUGUCACUCCCUGCUACAGGGUAUCUGAAAAGUUUCUCCCUCCCCCAGGGCUGUCUGUGUACACACAGGGCCUGGCUGGGGUGAGGGCACAACUCUGAAAUUACAGAGUAUGAGGGCAGUGGAAUCUCUCAGGGUAGAGAUUAUGGAGCUUGGAGAGGCCUCUAGGGCCUGGCCUGAGAGUCCAGAUUCUCCUCCCUUGGACCCAGAAGGCUGGCAAUGUGGGAGGAAGCCCUUCCUCCUGUCCCAGACAGGCCCUGGCUGGUUGCAGCUCAAGGGAAAUCGCACCCUGCAGUGACUGAAUCCUCCCCUGCACUUCCUGCUGAGCACCCCAGAUUCACAGGGCAGCAGCUUGGGGCUUGUGCUUUCAAACAGCUCAAAGAAAAUGGGGCUGAACGCUCCCCUAAGGAGCCACUUGUGGCUAACCGCAGCUUUGCUGGGCCCUGAGACAGGGGCACUGCAGGCUGCCUGCCUGAUUAACUGCUUGCUUGGCUAUAAAUCCCUUUCCAGCUCCUCAGCCAGCAAAGCUGUAGCUCAGAGGUGGGCAAACUAUGGCCCACAGGACCCUCCUGCCUGGCCCCUGAGCUCCCAGCUGGGGAGGGUACCCCCCAGCCCCUCCCCUGCUGUCCCCCCUCCUUCGCAGCCAUGCCACACCGCCAGCGCAACAUACUGGGUGGCUGGGCAGUGCAGUUGCAGAGCUGUGGCCUGACCCGGGGCUCUGGGUGGCGCGGCCGUAGCGCUGCCAGCAACCGGUGCUCCAUGCAGCAUGGUAAGGGCGAACGGGGGGUUGGAUAGGGCAGAGGUCCCAGGGCAGUCAGAAGGAGGGGGGGGAUUGGAUGGGGCAGCAGGGGACAGGGAGUGGUGGAUGAGGGGCAGGGGCUGGGACAUGCCUGGCUGUUUGGGAAGAGACAGCCUCCCCUAACCGGCCCUCCCUACAAUUUUGGAAACCCAGCGUGGCCCUCAAGCCAAAAAGUUUGCCUGCCCCUGCUGUAGCUUGAGCCUCAGCAGCAUGUAACAUGAAGCAGCUUGAGUCUGGUUUGUUCAGCUCCCUCGGGACUAGCAGAGGGAUCCUCCUAAGCCCUGCUUCUCCCUGCCCCCAAAAGAACUUCCCAAGGAGCCCUUGCAGGCCUGCCCCAUCCCCACCUUCUCAGAGCACGGCACAGCCAAAGGGACAGUAGAGCCAGUCAGGCAGGGCCCCCCGUAACCUGCUAGGGUCCAAGCACUGCUUUGGGGUUGCUCCCUUGCCCAGCUGCGUGGUUGGGGAAGGCCUUGUGGUGCUUACGCACUACCACUGGCCCCAGGGAAUGUGUCCCCCCGGCAGAGCAGUAGAGGUGGGGAGCCCGCACUCACAAGCACAGGAGGCCAGGCUCACACAGUACAUCCCCUCUGGCAGCGCCUGCCCACUGUCCUGUCCUAAGGAGCAAGGGGACAGCAGCCAGCCUGACACAGGAGGAAGCUGGGCCCUGGCUACCUGGGUUGUCUGCUGUAGGAGCUCUGAGGUCUUUAGCAGCCUGGGCCCCAUUUCCUCUCCACUCUCAGCCAGGGCCUGUUCAACACAGACUCACCCCCCUGCACAUUCUCACUGAAGUGGUCCUCGAGCCUAGGGAGGCCACCCAGCAAGACAGAGGCCUUUACCGCACCUAGGCCAAGCUGCUGCCAGCCUCUGUGUGCCUCAGGCCUGGUGCUGACCUCUCCAAAGCCAGUCGGGGCAUAUCUAGCACCACGAAGUGCAUGUCCUGGAACACGAGGAAAGAAGAUCCCCCACAGCAAAGCUGGCAGAGGGACUCCUUGGCCAGCCAGCCACGAAGUCCAUAGCAUUUGGGACGUGCCUUCAGCUUCUUUUGAAGAGGUGCUUUGAUUUCGUACUGUCUCAGGUGCACAGAACAGAGCCGAUCCUCUGCGCUGUGGAAAAACAAGCCCCCAGCCAGGCCGUCUUCUCCCCACCCAGGAGGCCAUGCUUCAGGUGGUGCAGUGUGGUCUUAUAAAAACACUCCCCCACACUCCUCACAGUGGCUUCUCUGCAGCACAACAAAACUGGCAAAUCCAACAGGUGAAGGGCGAGGCACUGGACUCCAGGACAGGGUUUGGUUUAGUUUUUUUUUCUUUUU